Solea senegalensis (Senegalese sole) is the source of this 3511-nucleotide messenger RNA. RefSeq names its product Krueppel-like factor 7. The record is from RefSeq and is a predicted model, not a curated record. Gene Ontology annotation, molecular function: DNA-binding transcription factor activity, RNA polymerase II-specific; RNA polymerase II cis-regulatory region sequence-specific DNA binding. The coding region runs from base 243 to 1148 and encodes 301 amino acids. The transcript has 4 exons. NCBI's taxonomy places the organism in Eukaryota, Metazoa, Chordata, Actinopteri, Pleuronectiformes, Soleidae. Gene Ontology annotation, biological process: regulation of transcription by RNA polymerase II.
GCGUCCACGCAUGGAGCCUCCAUCACCUCCUCCAGUCUCUUUUACGCACCGAGUCCGAUAAUGCGCGCAGGUGCAGGGAGCCUCUCACCGCCACAUUUGCAGCCGCCACACUGAGACACGAACCUCCUCGUGGACUAAUAUGAAAGACGUGGAUGUAGAGGUGUGACACAGCCGAAGAACAGGAGAGAUAUAUUUUUUUUCUGAGUGGAUCAUUCUUGUUUUCCAGAUCACCGCGCGUCAGCAUGGAUGUCUUGGCGAACCACAGUAUCUUUCAGGAACUUCAGCUCGUCCACGACACCGGCUACUUCUCUGCCAUGCCUUCGCUGGAGGAGAACUGGCAGCAGACUUGCCUAGAAUUGGAGCGCUAUUUGCAGACAGAGCCCAAGCGUCUUUCUGAACUCUUUGACCAAGACCUGGAUGGCCUCCUCACCCCGGCCUAUCUAAAGGAGGAUGUCGAGGAAGAGCUGACGGAUUCUCUGCUCCCCAGCCUGCCCAGCCUCCCUGAGCCUCCAAGUGCACCUCCAGCCGUCCUCUGCUCGACACGGAAGAACUUCCCCUCCUCUGGCGCAACGAAAAGGGACCUAAAACCCAAAAGCCAGGGCCUGGAAAACGUAGAAGCAGUGGAGGGAGUCCAUCAAGCCCAGCUGAGCGCCGUCACCUCCCUGACACCGCCGUCAUCGCCGGAGCUGGGCCGUCACCUCGUGAAACCCAACCAGACACUGACGGCCUCAGCCGAUGGCACGCUCACUCUGAAGCUGGUGGCCAGGAAGGUCGGGCUCAGUGCGGCCCGGUUGGUGGCGGCGCACACCCUCCCGGCUGGCAUGAAGGACGAAGAGGAGGGGGCUGCGUGUGUGAUCGGGGUCGGGGAGCUGCCGGAGAACAAGAAGAGGAUUCAUCGCUGUCAGUUCAAUGGCUGCAGGAAGGUAUACACCAAGAGCUCCCACCUGAAGGCUCAUCAGAGGACGCACACAGGUGAAAAACCGUACAAGUGCUCGUGGGAGGGCUGCGAGUGGCGAUUCGCCCGGAGCGACGAGCUGACAAGGCACUACCGCAAACACACCGGCGCCAAGCCUUUUAAGUGCAACCACUGUGACAGGUGUUUCUCACGGUCGGAUCACUUGGCGCUGCACAUGAAGAGGCACAUCUGAGGGAUUUGGAAGAGGUCAGCGGGAGAAGAAAAGAAGAAGAAGAAGAGGACGGAGGCGAAGAAGACGAGAGAAGGGGACAGACGACGGGAAAAAUAACACCAUGGAUGUGAAAGAGACAGAGAAAGACCGAGGGGCGGACUCAAAAGACGGCAGAUUUUGGACUUUCGGGACUUGAGGGGGAGGCACCACACGGGGGGACACUGACUACAGACAGAAACGCACUCAGGCAGGCGGGCGAGCGGAACCUAAGUGGGUCUGUAAAUCUGUGCUCAGCCAGCUGCUCCAUGAUUCCACUCUGACACAUCAUCAGCCUGCAGUUUGGCAGCUCUUUAUUUUUUUUUGUAAAGCUUAAACUCAUCUUAAAAUGUGCCAGGACAGGGCAGGACCACGGGGCGGCAAACUGGACCAGUUGUACAGUGAAUUCCGGUCCUUGGUCGUGUUCCACAUUCUGUAUCUGUUCAUAUUCACACCUGGAUCACUCUAGCAUACUCUAGUCUUAGAUUUAGUCCCUGUCGUGGGGAUUUCUCACCAGGAUUUCACCCACACGUCUUCGUCAUCUUGUUGCCGACAACUGGACUAGAAAGUGUCGCGCUACAGGAAGCAUGUUGGUAACAUAAGGACACAAACUGUAGGUGCGCUCGCCAACGUCGACAUGAAUGUGACGUAAUUAACACCGCGCCUUAGCGUCCACACUGCAGAACACUUGUUUAUAUAUUGGAUUUCCUCAUCCCAGAAGCUGAGGGGAACACGCCGUUUCCACAGGAUGAAACGCCACAGCCGCUGGUUUCCACUCCGUCAAGGUUGCCGUCGCCUUUUCACGCCACCGAAGGCUUCGUCAUCAUCAUUACAUAUAGGACAGAUAAUAAUUUGACAGAUUUUCAUCUCACCUCUGUCACAUCUGCCAAAUGGAUCCAUUUAUAAAUCCACUUGGUGCGAGCACACUUUUGAACGGAGCGCUGGAUUCCCGAGGAUUUGAAGCCGGGAGGUUGUCGCACUGAUGUGCAGUGAAGACUGAUGGAGGUCGUGUCUGGGCCUGGCUCGCUUUCCAAGCAUCAUCAGCAGCGGCUACCCCUGAAUGAGGCUAACUGAUUCACUCUGGGAAAAGACCACUCCCCUCUGAGAGUGUCAGCCGAACGCGAGUGUCUCCACAGACGCUUCGUGGCCCCUCAGAGUGUUUUUCCCCUCCCCUUCAGAAACUGUUGCACAAUUGACUCUUUGCAAACUUUUUUUGUUAAAAAAAAAAAAAAAGAAAAAAAAAAGCCCCCACCUUCUUGAACUUUGGAGACAAUUUGGGACUCGCCAAAAAACCACAUGCACAAGUGGAAGCGGCUAGCUGACUGUGAUAGCACACGGGGACGAGCUCCAUAUGUUAUGUAAAGGCUAUAUUGUUUCUAUGAAAAGAAUCUCCUUGUUUGUUCCCGCGACAACGAGUGAAAGGACAAUUUUGAUGAAGAACAUGUUGAAAAUGGACACACACACACACACACAGAGAAAACAAACACAAGUGUCUACUGUAGAUGCCUGACAUGAUCUCUUUGGUCUUUUUAAGAGUGAUUGGCAUCUAACUGGCCACUGAUUUGAGAACGUUCUCCCCCCAGUUUUGCAGAACUCUUCCAAUUUAGCAGCUCAUUUCAGACAAAAGCAGCAUUCAACAGCUCCUCCCUAUGCAGCCCUAUGCAUAUCUAAAAUAAGCCUGACUUCCUCACCACACACGUUUGUCCCAAUGCACAAUUUGUACCCGCGGCCGCACUCGCAGGAGGACGCGCGACACAAAUUCAAUCGAUUGGGCGACUCAGUCAACGUGAAUGUAUCUGUCGUGAGUCUGUGACGCCGCUCGUUUCCAUGGUUUCCUCCUCUUUUCACAUUUCAAACACACGCGUUAGAUGUAGAACGGGUUAAAGGUCCAGUGUGUAACGUUUAGAUUGUUGGAAUAUCCCAAUAACAUGUUAAAGUAUGUUUGACGAAGUGUACCGUUGCAUAUUCGUAGCCUUAGAAUAAGCCAUUAUUAUCAUAUUCCCCUAUAGGUCAAAAGAAAAGCUUGUUUAAACCUGGAUUAUGUUUCUGCAGCAGCGAAACCAGGUCUUAAAACUUACUCCGUAGUUUCAGGGCUUCAUAAUUCAGAAUGGAGAGACUGCAGUUUUGUGGUAAAGAUACAAUGUGUGAAGAAAACUCAAAGAUCUUGCUCUUCAGAUAUGAAACUGUGGACAGAUUAUAAUAAUAAAAUAAUAAAUAUAAAUUAUUUCAUUAUUCACCACUAAGGAAUCAUAGAAAUUGUUAGAUUUUUUUAUGUCACUAAUUCUUACAUACUGGACCUUUAAUAGUGUUACCAGUGGGUGGUUGAUGUUGAUGUGGCUGGUUUGGGG